This is a messenger RNA of Leptopilina boulardi, 1084 nucleotides long. RefSeq lists its product as uncharacterized. NCBI's taxonomy places the organism in Eukaryota, Metazoa, Arthropoda, Insecta, Hymenoptera, Figitidae. The record is from RefSeq and is a predicted model, not a curated record. Bases 312 to 839 code for a protein of 175 amino acids. The transcript has 2 exons.
AUUUCAAAAAAACACAUAGAUAACACUCUUGCAAAAAAUCAAUAUAGAGAUACUGGGACAUGUAGAAAUAGAUAAAAAUCAAUCUGAAUAAAUCAUAGUAUAUAAUUUAUAAAUUGCUUAUAAUCAAAUGUUGCGUGAAAUGAGUACAAUUUUGUAUAUAAUUGUUCUCAUAAGGUAUAAUUUGCAAGAUAUAUUUCAAAGAUAUUAUUUUCCGUACUGGCAAAAUUAUUAAUACUACCACAGUGUUAUAGGAGAAGUCAACCGUAAAGCUUCGUUGACAAUUAUAAUAAAGCGAUUUUUUUAAAAGAACUAUGAAUUGGCGUCCGAAAAAUAUUCGAGAAUCAGUGUAUCCUCUUUUAAUACUUAAUUGGAUAACAGGUUUAGGUUUCAAUGAUUAUCCAAUUGGCAAUAAAAGAAAUUAUUUAUUUCUUAUUCCUAUAUUUAUAAUUACAAGUCUUUUUUGGUGUAUUACUUAUGUCAAUAUACAAUCGUUCAGUAUUGCCUUCAAAGAUGUGCAGAAUCAUUUGUUUCCAAUUACUCUGCUCCUUAAUACAAUGGCAGCAACAUCGGCAAUGAUUUACGGUUGGUUCAAUCGUCAAAGAAUGUAUAAACUAACGGAAAGUAUGCAAUCAGUAGAUGAUUGUUUUGAGUAUUUGGGAUUAAGGCAAAAUUAUUGUAAAACCUUUAAACGACUGGUCGUUUUAAUAAUUGUAUAUUUAAUUCUAAUUUGUAUGACAGAACUGAUUUACUUUAAAGAAACUUCACGGUUCUUCAUAUCUUUACUACCAUUUUAUACGACAACUGUCGUAGAUAUAAGUAUUAACUUCUGUAUUAAGUGAGUAUAUAUUUGAUAGGAUAAAAAUUGUUUAUUACAAAAAGUGUUCGACAUUCCAGAAAUAAUAAUCGUGAUAUUUUAUGCAAUAGGUUCAUUGAAAUAAAAUUAAAAAUGUUAAAUAUUUUGCUGAAAAAAUACUACACUGUAAAUUUAGAACACAAAAGAAAUCGUCGAUUGUUUAUCUCUCAGUUAUCUAAAGAUGUCCAAAUGGGAUUUUCGUUAAAGGAAAAGAAAGAAAAAUUAGAAAUA